Adineta steineri is the source of this 1104-nucleotide messenger RNA. NCBI's taxonomy places the organism in Eukaryota, Metazoa, Rotifera, Eurotatoria, Adinetida, Adinetidae. The record is from the annotation of a GenBank genome assembly.
AUGUAACAUUAUUCCGAAUUUAUUUGUCCACAAAAUUUUCGCAAUUUAGCGGAUUGGAUUUAUGGUUGGCCAAAUGGUGUUUUUGAUGAAAAGAUAGAGACCACCACGACUAAUGGAUAUCAUCUUGCACCUUGUCUACCAUCCGGUAGUAUUAUAUAUGUCAAAACUGAUUAUCUAGACAAUUUUUUUCAUUCUAUUUAUCCAUAUUUGACUAACAGAUUUGUUCUUAUUACAGCUCAAGGAGAUGCAUCAGCUCCUAAAAAAUUUCUCUCUUAUCUUCAUCAUAUUGAUUCAAAAAUAAUUCAUUGGUUUGGUCAAAAUGCUGAUAUAGAAUCUUCACAGAGUGAUAGAUUUACUCCUAUUCCUAUUGGUCUCAAUUGUUAUGAAAUGGCAAAUGGAAUUCGACAUAUAUAUGAACAAAAUCCAAAUCAUACGCUCCCGUCAAUAUUCGGUGGUCAAGACGAACCUCAGCAAUACGUACACCUUCUAGACGUGACACAUAAAAUAUUGAAUGGAUAUCCUGCUAAACAACUUUUACUCGUAAAUUUUCAACGACUGACUGAUCCAACGGGUAUUCGUUCACGUAUUUGGAAAAUUCUCUGUGAUCAACAACAAUAUACUUCUACAUUUGUUGUAUGUAUAGACAAACCGGAUGGAGUUAAUAUAUCAGGCCUUCCAACUAUUUAUACUCGUAAUCGUCGAUAUCCAUUCUGGCUUUCUCCACGUGGUAAUGGACUUGAUUGCCAUCGAACAUGGGAAGCAUUAUAUUUAGAUGUAAUUCCUAUUGUCUGGAAUUCGACAUUAAAUCCUCUCUAUGUUGAUCUACCUAUCAUAGUUCUUAAUGAUUGGAGCGAACUUACUGAACAAUUUCUUCGUGCUAAACUGAACGAAAUAGCAACAAAUAAGAUUAAAAAUUCAAGUUUUUACCGAUUAGAUAAAUUACGAUUUAGUUAUUGGCGGCGUUUAAUUUUAAAUAAAUCAAGACAUUCAGUAACAGCUACAAAACGAGAAAAUUAUUGUUGGCGUGCUAAAAUUGCGGAGUGCUGUAAAAACACCAAAAUAAAAAGGACCGAAAGAAGAAAUAAAAAAAAUUUCAAUCCUUAA